GGUGACGACUAUUAUGAAAAUGGCCUCGACCCUGCCCGUGAGCUCGAACAACCGGGGAAGAUGACGACGUUGGACGGUCUAAGUGAGUGGAACACCGGUGUGUCUUGUGAGAAUACGGAGGUACCAGUGAAGUAAACCAACACAGACAGGCUACCGGCAGAGAAACGUCCAAAAACACCGCUGCAUUUUUUUGCGCUGGGGCUGGCUGGGGAGCCACCAUGGAGGAUAUCAACUCGAAUAUCAACGCGGACCUGGAGGUGCGGAAGCUCCAGGACUUGGUGAAGAAGCUCGAACAGCAGAACGAGCAGCUCCGGAGCAGGUCCACCAUGUUGUCUACGUCCGGAGGGAUGACACAGAACCACAGACCCCUCAGCGACGGCUACGACUCCUCGUCCCUGUCCGCGGGGAUGGCAGCCGGUCUGGCCGGCUUCCCUGGGGUGGGGCUCGUCGGGACGGGAGGCUACGCCGGGCUGCUGGAGAACAACCGCUGCCGGAGCCCCCGACUCUCCUACGACGGCAUCAGUUACAGGAGGGCGUACGAGUGUGAGGGGGCAUCGGCGGCCACGUCAGUGUCGAGCAUAAACUCACUUUAUUCAGACGUCGCCGGGAGCUACGCGGGUGAGAUGGAAACAUCGGUGCUGGAUGAGGUGGAAAUCUUAGACCUGGAGGACAUGGAUUGUUUGAACGAAGACGAGGACAGCUGGCUUUAUGAGACGAAGCUGAACAGUCCCCUGCAAAAAGCCUUGAGUCCCAUCGUGUGGUGUCGCCAAGCACUGGACCACCCCAGUCCUGAGAUGGAGUCGGCCAAGCGCUCCCUCAUCCACAGACUGGACGUCACCAUGUCAGCCAACAAGCGCAGAAGCCUGUAUGGAAGCCCCUACAACCAGCAGGGCUAUGGAAGCCCGUAUAGCACAAACGCAGCCAACAGCCCUUACAGCAGUGGCUUCAACUCCCCCUCCUCAACUCCCAGCAGAGUGCCCAUAGUCAGACAGCAACUCAUGCCUGGGAACGCAGCCCACCAGAGAAACGCAGCGGCCGAGAGGAAUCCUCCGGCAAUUAGUCCACAGUCGUCUGUGGACAGUGAGCUGAGCACGUCAGAAAUGGACGACGACUCCGUGGGCUCCUCAACUACUUACAAACUCAACGACGUCACUGAUGUGCAGAUACUGGCUCGCAUGCAGGAGGAGAGUUUGAGGCAGGACUAUGCCGCAACAGCAUCCAGACGAAGCUCGGGUUCUUCCUGCCACUCGCUACGGCGCAGCACCUUCAGCGACCAGGAGUUAGAUACACACAGUCUGGAGGACGAUGAGGAGGCGGUGCACCCGGCCUUCCACCUGCCCUCCAACCGCUUCAGCCCCUCCCCCCGGCACUCUCCACGCGCCUCUCCCAGGAAUUCGCCUCGCUCACGCUCCCCUGCUCGUUCUAUUGAGUACAGCCACGGCCGCGGCUCGCCACAGCCCAGCAUCAGCCGCCUGCAGCAGCCUCGCCACUCGCUGCAGGGCCACGACAUGCAGACCAGCGUGGUGAAGAAUGAAGAAAAGCUGCGUCGCAGUCUCCCCAACCUCACGCGCUCCUCAGCAGCGACCCAGCCGCCGGCACAAGAGCCUGUCAAGAACAGCCGCAGCUGCGAGUCCAACCUGCAGGUUGCAAAUGGAGGCUCUCCUCGACACCAGAACCAGUCUGCUACAGCAGCUCAACUCCCGAGAUACUCGACCCCCUCUCGCUCCUCCCCGAAACCCAAACAGCACCUCCAAAGCCCAACGGCCCUGCGAGUCCCACUCUCCUGUUGCUUUGGAGAAGAAGGUGAUUUCAUCCCCUCUCCCAGUAAGCUGCGAACUCCUGCCACCCCGUCCCCUCUGGCCUUGAGGCAGCCUGUAAAGGCCACACCCAACCCUGGUUCUGCCACCUCCACCCCCACCCGCUCCCUGGCUCCUCCACGCAGUGGCCUGCCCCGUCCGAAUGCUUCUGCGGGAGGCGGCAUCCCUCUGCCUCGCAGCAAACUGGCUCAGCCUGUGCGCAGAUCUCUUCCUGCUCCUCGGAACUACGGCGGCUUGGGUGAAAACUGGAGAGAAGGUUGUUACUGAGGCAGGCCAGCAGGGGGCUCUCACGUCAAACUAUCAACAUUAGGAGGCAGACAUUACAACAUGGCACUUUAUCUACCUAGAUAACUUUUACAGUGGAGAAAGAAAAUAAGAGACAAUGUCCCAGAAAUAUAAAUAAUUAAGAAAUUAAAAAAGGGGAAGACUGUGUCAAACACACGCGGUGUCAAAGAGGACGUCCGGCAUGUUUCUGUGUGGGGAUUGGCACUGGAGGAGUCAGGCAUGUCACGCAAACAGCCCAUUAAAUGCCAAAGAAACCAGGCCGACUCCAGCUCCGCCAGCAGAAGACACGUCACCUGCCUUGGUUUGACUGCAUUCAUAUGCCUGAGUGUCACAUCAGCCCAUGGCCCUGCUCUCCUCCCACUCCUCUGCUCUGUUCUUUCAUCUCCCUCAGGUUGAAAUGUUUCCGCACAUUUCUCUCUUUAUGCUCUGUGUUCAACACGUGUUGCACAGCAAUCGAUCUCUCUGACGACGCUGUGCAGCUGAACUGUCCCGUGAUGUUUGAUUUUCGGUGGUGUCUUGCAACAGUGAAAGCACCUGUGUGGGUAUGACUCUGAAAAGAAUCUUAACUCUUGUAAAAUCAGCCAGAAUGUAUGCACAAGUUUGUUUUGGAAAAAUUAUUUAUUCAAAUUAUUUAAGAAGCGUAUGUCCAAACAUCCAUAUCAGUAUUUUGUUUGAAGAUUUCAGCUGUUUGAAAUGUACAUUUUGAACCUCAGUUGCAAGCUAAAUCUCCAAAGCCUUUAUUAUGUUUUCAGAGCGUCCAAUCAGGAUUCGUGAUGAAGCCGGGUGAUUAAUGACCACUCGGCAAAAGCAUCAGUUCUGAAUUGAACCACACUUUGCCAAGUUAUAUUUUCCCCCUUAAGUGCUCCGAUUGGUCAGUUUCAGUUCAAGCAUGACUUAUCUAAUAUCUCAAAUAUAUAUAUUCGUCCAGCAUUCAGCCGAUUAAACCAAGAAAAUCGUUUAUGUUCUUGAAAUCCCGCAACAGAUUUGUCCGUGUAUAUCAAAUGAUGUACUGAAAAAAAUGAUCACAUAUCUCGAGUAAGAUGAGAUGACGAGUUGAAUACAUUUCGGCUGGCUCUGACCUCUUGUGCUAUGAAUCAAAAGGUGUGCCGGUGUAAGCGGAGGUGUUCCAGUAAAUGGUGUGGUGGCUGUUCUUCAACUAGUGCCUAUAAUUUAAUGAUUCACUUGAGUUUGAACAUCAUGUUUUCUAUGAUUUAUAAGUUUGUGCUAACUUUCUUGCUUUGCCAAUAUUAUUUGCGAUUUUGCAUCUCUGCUUGACUGAUUUUCUUGCCUGUUUGAUUUUUUGUAAUCGAUACAUUUAUAAUUGCUUUAAAAAAAAUAAGGUUUAUUAUGCGCCUUCAUAUUUAUAACUAGUUACGCAUUCUGUAAAUGAAACUAUUUAUUAAAGAGAGAGGUGCCUCUGUCAAAGCUCAGAUUCGGGAAGUCAGAACGAAUGGUGCAAAUAGACAAACCACACCUUUUGUGUGAAAGUUUUUGUUAUUGAACUUUUUUUUAUAUCCACAAACAUGACAUUCUGUUUCCCUGUGUAAAGCCACAUUUCAAAUAAAAACU
Molecule: messenger RNA, 3671 nt
Organism: Platichthys flesus (European flounder)
Lineage: Eukaryota; Metazoa; Chordata; Actinopteri; Pleuronectiformes; Pleuronectidae
Gene: slain2
Product: SLAIN motif family, member 2
Exons: 10
Coding region: 219-2084 (621 amino acids)
Biological process (GO): positive regulation of microtubule polymerization; cytoplasmic microtubule organization; microtubule nucleation
Cellular component (GO): microtubule plus-end
Source: RefSeq, a predicted model, not a curated record